ACCCGGAUCCACGUUUCCUGCAUUCCCUCCCUCGGUCGGUUGGUGUGUCCACGGCGGACGGACGCCCGCCGGUCGAGGGGACGGUCGGAUGGCUGGGCGGCGUCUGGAAACGGGGUGAAUCGAGGCAGGUGCUUGGAGGACAGCUCGGUGCGAUCGGGGUCUCGCUCCCUCCGGCAUCCCCUCCCCCCAUGGGUCCCCUGGUGAGCGCGGCCCUGGUUCUGACGCUGCUCGUCCCGGCGCUUCUACUGACCCAGGAGCCCCGGGAUCUUCCAACCAUGGAACGCGUUCCCAGCCUGAGCGUCAGGUUCGACCCCUGGAGAAUGAACUUGACCUGGGACUGCGGCGAAAACACCACCUCCGUCCAGUGCGGGAUGACGACCCGGAGAAAGGGACCGGUUACCAUGAGGCUCAAAGAGAACCAAUGCCAUUGCACCUUCCCACGCGCUGUGCUCCGCGGCGGCGCCAACUUCACGGUGACCGCGACUAUCGGCCCGAGGCAGGUGACGGAACGGCUGUCUUACUCCAACCCAGGUGGGCAGGGCACAGCCGCACAAAACGUCUCCUGCCUGAUCUACAAGGCGGACUUCAUGAACUGCACGUGGGACAAGGGCCCGGCCGCCCCUGAUAACGUCCAGUAUUCCCUGCACAUCCGGGACCUACGGUCGGGGAGCAAGAGGGAGUGUCCCCGUUACCUCGGAGACGCAGGGACCACCCACGUGGGCUGUCACCUCCAAGGAGCCUCGGCAUUCGGUUCCGAGAUCUACGUCCUCGUCAACGGCACCAGCCCCAGCGCGGGCAUCCAGUUCUUCGACGAUACGUUGAUGUUAAAGAAAAUCGAAAUCUACGACCCCCCCGACAACAUCACCAUCGAGUGCAACGCCUCGCACUGCGUCCUCCAGUGGGACACGCCACGGAUCCGCGUGUUCCUGUCCAACUGGGAGCUGCAGUACCAGCUGGACAUCCAGAGACAGAACAGUAUGCAGCCCAGUGACCAUCAACUGGUGGACAUAUCUGGUGGCUGGAGAAAUACAUACGUCUUUCAAAAGCCUCUGCCCAGAGCCAACCACGCCGUGAGAAUGCGGGCGGCCGACUCCCGGCUCCUGCAGUGGGGUCCGUGGAGCCAGCCGGUGGAGUUCGGCUCCGGGGAAUGGCUGUCCGGCGCGUUUUUCAUCUCCAUGGUCAUCCUGGGCACCCUCGCCUGCGUCCCCAUCUUCCUCUUCCUGUUUAAUAGGUUCGUCGGGGUGCCCAUUCCUAGAGUCAAAGAUAAAGUGAACAAUGACUAUCUCACCGACGAUGAGAUCAUCUGGGAGAAAUUCACCCCGGACACGGGGAAAGGGGACCACGAGGAGGUCUUUCACGUGGAAGAGAUCGAAGAAUCCACGGCCAAGGUGUGAAUGUCGGAGGGCGCCAGAUCCCGCGUCAUUCUGGAACGUGUACGGGUUUUUUCCGUGUUGUUCUCAUUGUUGUUUUUUGGAUUGUUUCUUUGUGUCCAUCCAAGGAUAUGUUUUCCAUUGACUUUUAUUUUUUUAAUUUAAAAGUAUUUUUUUAUUGAAUUUUUUUUUUUUUUUUUAGACAGAGAGGAAGGGAGUGGGGGAGAAACAUUGAUGAAAGAGCGAACUUGUAUGCAUAUUAAUGCAUAGGCAUAGACAAUAGUAUGGUGAAGGCCUGGGAGGGGUGGGGGCGGGAUGUAGGGGGGGAGCAAUGGAGAAAGGAAGGCAUGUAAUACCUUUUCAACAAUAAAGAUAAACUUUUUUUUUUUUAUUUUUUAUUUUAUUAUUUUUUUUUACUAGAGGCCCGACGCACGAAGAUUCGUGCACAAACGGGCCUUCCUUCCCCUGGCUACCGGCACCGCCCUCGCUCCGGCCGGAGCCACCUUUCUGUCUUCCCACGCUGCCCAGAGGCCCGGAGCGGCUGGGGCGGUGCGGGAUGCCUGCAUCGUCACCGUGGUGACCACGCAAGUGUCCCUCCCCGCCCCUGGCCGCUCGGUGCCUGUGUAUGCAAAUUAGCCCGCCAUCUUUGUUGGGUUAAUUUGCAUACUCUCUCCUGAUUGGCUGGUGGGCGUCACGCAGGUACAGUCAAUUAGCAUGUUACUCUUUUAUUAGGUAGAUUUUUUUUCUUUAUUGAUUAAGGUAUUACAUACGUGUCCUUAUUCUCCCCAUUGUCCCCCCACGACCCCCACUCAUACCCUCACCCCCCUGUUGUCUGUGUCCAUUGGUUAGGCCCAUAUGCAUGCAUUCAAGUCCUUUGGUUGAUCUCUCCCCCUUACCCCCACCCUCCCCUACCUCCCCUCUGAGGUUGGACGGUCUGAUCGAUGCUUCUCUGUCUCCGGAUCUGUUUUUGUUCAUCAGGUUAUAAUGUUCUUUAUUUUCCAUAAAUGAGUGAGAUCAUGUGA
Messenger RNA from Eptesicus fuscus (big brown bat), 2392 nucleotides. RefSeq names its product colony stimulating factor 2 receptor subunit alpha (gene CSF2RA). Gene Ontology annotation, cellular component: external side of plasma membrane. The record is from RefSeq and is a predicted model, not a curated record. The transcript has 12 exons. Gene Ontology annotation, biological process: cytokine-mediated signaling pathway. Gene Ontology annotation, molecular function: cytokine receptor activity; protein binding. NCBI's taxonomy places the organism in Eukaryota, Metazoa, Chordata, Mammalia, Chiroptera, Vespertilionidae. Bases 189 to 1394 code for a protein of 401 amino acids.